This is a messenger RNA of Xylona heveae TC161, 2769 nucleotides long. RefSeq lists its product as hypothetical. The coding region runs from base 1 to 2769 and encodes 922 amino acids. Gene Ontology annotation, molecular function: RNA polymerase II CTD heptapeptide repeat phosphatase activity. The record is from RefSeq and is a predicted model, not a curated record. The transcript is spliced from 4 exons. Gene Ontology annotation, cellular component: nucleus. Lineage: Eukaryota; Fungi; Ascomycota; Xylonomycetes; Xylonales; Xylonaceae.
AUGCUGCUCCGUUCACCGAAUAGCUUACACUACCCCAUCACUGUCACCGAGCUGCACAAGCAACCUGGCGACGAUGUCGAAAGGUUCGCCCCGCUCUUCUCGUAUUAUUACAAGACCACGGUGACAGAGGGCAAUCGCUUUGGCGAGGAGUUCCAGGUCGAGCGCACCUAUCCUUCCAAAUAUUUGUCUGACCAUGUGGGCACACUGAAGGAGUGGAGGAUCCAAAAGGGCACCGUCAUCACUCAAAAGGAUGUCGACCUCGCCGUAAUUGAAGAGCCAUGCGCUCACGAGGUGCAGUUUGGUGGCAUGUGCGCUAACUGUGGCAAGGAUAUGACCGAACUUUCAUACAAUACCGACGUCUCCGACGCUGAACGUGCGACGAUCAAUAUGAUCCAUGAUAAUGUUUCCUUGACGGUGAGCCAAGAAGAGGCCACGCGUGUUGAGGAAGAGGGAAAACGACGGCUACUGGCUUCGCGCAAACUGAUUCUUGUGGUUGAUCUGGAUCAGACCAUCAUCCAUGCCACUGUCGAUCCGACCGUGGCCGAGUGGCAGCAGGAUACGGAGAAUCCCAACCACGAGGCCGUCAAGGACGUGCGAGCCUUUCGGCUGGUUGAUGACGGGCCUGGCGCGCGCGGAUGCUUUUAUUACAUUAAACUCCGACCUGGUCUUAGGCCGUUUCUGGAGGCCAUUUCCAAGUUGUACGAGUUACAUAUUUACACCAUGGGCACAAGAGCUUACGCACAACAUAUUGCCGAUAUUGUCGACCCCGAUCGCAAGAUUUUUGGUAAUCGUAUCCUAAGUCGCGACGAGAGCGGCAGCUUGACGGCCAAGAAUCUGCAGCGACUCUUCCCGGUGGAUACCAAGAUGGUCGUUAUCAUUGACGAUCGCGGCGAUGUGUGGAAGUGGACCGAGAAUUUAAUCAAGGUCACGCCGUAUGACUUUUUCGUGGGAAUUGGCGACAUCAACUCUAGCUUUUUGCCUAAGAAACAAGAACCGCCAGCGUUGUCACGGCCGCCGAAGACGGGCCACCACCAACAACCUCAAGAUGGACCGCAAGAUGGGUUGGACAAGGAUGGUUCAGAGGAGGGCAACGGAAAAACGCAACCGAAUGACGAAGACGACAGUGCACGAGAGCAGCCCCCCGCCGACGCCGCCGACGCCACGGCAGCAUCUCGGUCAGCGCCGUCGCAAGUAUCGGCCCUCGAACAGCUCGUGUCCAUGGGCGGAGGGGACGAUCCCGCCGUCCUGCAGGCGCAAGCCAACCAACAAGAUGAAGCACUAGCGGCACAGCUUCAGGAUCGACCGCUGUUACGGAAGCAACGUCUUUUGGACGAGGAGGACGAGGCUGCUGAGGCAGUGGAAUCCAGAGAGGACGACGAAGGCCAAGACGUAGAUAAAGUGGCUGAUGAGGCUCAUAAGCAGCAACAGCAUCAUCAUCAACGACAUCAUUUGCUGCAGGAUAAUGAUGCGGAAUUGCAGUACCUAGAGCAGAGCCUCGUAGCGGUGCAUCACUCCUUUUUUGAUGAAUACGACCGGAAUGCAGCAGCUGCCCAUGGUGGGCGAAUAGCGCAGCUUCGCGGCGAAAAGCACAGCAAAAAGCUUAGCACAACAGACGGUGCUGCUGCCGAUCUUCAAAUCGUUCCCGAUGUCAAGUACAUUAUGCCGGAGAUGAAGAUGAAGGUUUUGGGGAAUACUGUCAUUGUCUUUUCUGGUGUUGUACCGUUGGGAAUUGAUGUCCAGACGUCGGACAUUGGUCUAUGGGCGAAGACGUUUGGCGCAACAAUAUCGGAAAAGGUCAGCCGGCGCACAACACAUGUGGUCGCGGCAAGGAACCGAACCGCCAAAGUACGACAAGCUGCGCGUCGACCACACAUCAAGAUUGUGAAUACGCAAUGGCUCUUUGACUGCAUGUCGCAAUGGAAGAGACUUGACGAGGGACCGUAUAUUAUCCCAGUCCUCCCGGAAGACCGAGGCGAGCAGCAUCAGGCCGACGUGACUGCUAAUUCAGAUGAUAACGUGCUGCUCUCCUCUUCGGGCGAGGAUGAAAAUACGACGACGGGAGACGAAGCUGGCGGUAAUGGCAAGGAUCUCAAACUCCAGACAGACGAUCUCGAUGAGGACCCCGAAGGGGUCGCUCCGUCUGAUAUGGACGACGAUCAAUCUCCCAUUGGCGGAAGCAAUGAAGAUUGGAAGCUAAUGCAAGACGAAAUGGCCGAAUUUCUUGGGUCGGACGCUGAUGAUAGCGACACGGAGAGUGUGGCUUCAACUACGAGUAAUUUGUCGUCUAGCGCUCGCCGAAAACGAAAGCGAUCUGCGUCGCCUACUGGCACAGGGCCGACCGAAGAAGGUACCGAUGAUGAAGGCGGAAACUCUGGAGAUGUUGGCGCAGAAGAAGAAGAAGAUGGAUCCGCCCUGUCCCAGCGCAAGAGAAGAGCGUAUGAGCGAUCGACGGGACUAAAGGAGGUGGCCACGCUGUCGAAGAAUAAUUCAAGUCUACCUACACCCCGGCAGACCAAUACCGAUGAUGAGGGAACAGAAGUCGAUGCCGAGACAUUUGACGAAGAGGAGGAUGAGGACCAGGAGGGCAGACUAUCGGGGCCAAAUCAUCUUGAUGCAACAAGGACAGAGGCGUUGCAGAAUGGAAAUGUCAAGGUCCCAGAUGAGGCGCCAGCAGAGGAUGACGACGGCCUCGAAGCCGAUCUGGAAGCAGACCUGGAAGCGGAGAUGGAAGCGGAAAUGCGAAGAGCAGAAAGCGAGGGCACAGCAUGA